GUUAGCGCUGACUACAGCGGAUGACUCCGGCUCCCUGCUAUUUCAGAACUCUGUCCCGAACUGCAGGGCUUCGGUGACGGGACACAGAAUGUGAAUGAACAGAACGACUCUGGAAGCUGCUACAGGAUCAGAACAUGAGGAUGGAGAGAGCAGCAGGUGUCCAGUCAGAGACGGCCAGCGUUUCUGAGCCACGAUUGCGCUUUGAUGUUCAACCAGGACAGAGAGGAACUAUCUUUAUCUCCUUCAAGCCCCUGAGGCCUUCCUGUUGUUAAAUGACCUUUUCCUUGGAUCCCAGCACCUGGAUCUGCUGACCGUAAAUUAGGAUCUGGAAACCGGAGGACCAGACAUGCAGACUUUAAUGGGUGCUCUGACGCUGCAGUCAUCCUACGCCACUCUUCUCCUCCACAGUGACCAGUUUUCAUCACCAGCAAAGGCAAACAAGUCUGACUGCUAAGAAGUAUAUUAUAUAUUUACUGUUCAUUUUGUUAUCCUGUUUGUACUCACAAUAAAAUUUUAUCUCUUGCAAUAUUCUGCCCAAGAGGAACAUGUCUUACAUCGUUCGUCAUCCACUCGCACAUUUAUACACUGAAAUGCAAUUUGGGGUUAAGUGCUUUGCCCAGAGGCACAUCGACAUGUGGCAGAAGGAAGCUGGAAUCGAACCUACAACCUUCCGACUGCAAGACAGUCGCCCAAUCAACUGAAACGGGAGCAUCAAAACAAACUGUCUCAACCAAAAACUUCUGACAUGCACAAAUAAAAGUUUAUGUUCUGUAAAUAACUUUUUCACUUCUUCAAACAAAAAUCUGUGAUUUUAAUAAACAAAAAGCUUCUUAUUUUUUUCCUUUAAUAUUACAAUUCAAAAAGUUUUGACCAGUUUCAUUUUUUUUCCAAAUACAAACGUUUUGAUUACAAUUCUAUUUUUUGGAUUCAAUAAUUGUGAAACAAAUUUAACUCUAUAAAAAAGGUUUAAUAAUCUAAUAAGUUAAGGAGCCAGGCAGUUGGACCAUUACACGUCAUUUACCCAGAAUGCAUUGCAGUGUGAAAAACAUGGCGACAUUCCUGUGAAAAUAUAAAAAUUUAUAAAAACUAAAUAACCUACAGCAUUAUUACUGAUAAAUAUUUCCCAAAUAAAGAAGCUGCAGCAGGAGACAGCAGCAUGGGUGAUCAUGACAUCACAGUCCGCGCCCCGGCGUCCGUCCUCCACCCUCUGAUAAGACCAAACCUUUGAGCCGUUGAUAAGCAGCAGCCGACCCGUCGGACCUCGGCCCAGACGAGCGGAGGAACGACCAAGAGGACAGGAGGAAACUUGACUGCUUCACCAGGCGGAAUGGACACAACUGGCAGAACUGGGGCCGCCCAGGUCCAUCAGCAGGUCCGGCCGGGUCCAGAGGCAUCCAGGUCCGAGUCUCUGUGGAUGUUGUAUUCUCGGCGGCGCCGGAAGCAGCAAAGCAGCGUGUUGACAGGUGUUCACCUGGAGGCCAGGUACACGGGUCUGGCAGAGGAAGACGAGACAGACACGACUACCAAACUCCAGAAACACCUGGACAAAAAACUGCUGGACCACUUCAGACAUCUGGCAGCCAGCAACCAGGACACCGACCAGGUGGACCUCCAGUUUCUGGACGAGGUGAUCUCAGACGGUGCCGACCCAAACUGCUCAGACAGAUAUGGACAGACCGUCCUUCAUGAGGUGUCCAGAGCGUGGAGCGUAGAUGUGAUGCGGUUCUUCUUGGACCGCGGAUCGGACCCGCAGGGCUCGGAUCAGUUCGGAGUCACGGCGCUGCAUGUGGCCUCAGCCCUGGACUACGAGGACAUGGUCCAGUUCCUGCUGGACCGGGAAGCCGACCCGAGCGCCAGGACUCUUCUGGACCAGCAGACCCCUCUUCACUAUGCCGCCAAGAACGACGCAGUCCGAUCCAUCAGGCUGCUGCUGCGGGCCGGCGCCGCCAUCGGCUGCACCGACUACAAGCAGCGGACGCCGCUGCAGCUCGCAGCCAGCAUGGAGCGCAGUGAAGCAGCUCAGGUGCUGCUGGAGCUUGGAGCAAGCGCUGGGGUCAAGGACUCUGACGGUCAGCUGUGCAUCUCUGCUCUGAUUGGUCGGAUGAGUCAUGUGGCUCAGGAGGCGCUCCGUCAGUUCCACGUGACGGACAGAGUGACCAGACAGGAGUAUUUCUACCUGAACCUGCUGGAACCAGAGGCUGGCACACCUGGGGACCCAUCAGGUGCAGGAAUCAGUGAACCAACCACCCCACUGCAAGUUGUGGUUCUGGAGGGGAAACUGGACCUCAUCAUGAAUCCCGUCUUUCUCAAGCUCAUUGAGAUCAAAUGGAAACUGUAUGGCAGGUUGGGGGCGUGGAUUCUCCUUGUCCUCAACUUUCUGCUCAAUGUCUGUUGGACGACUGUGGCCAUUUCUAUGUCUGCCUGCCAAGACUCACCUUAUCGCUACACCUUUCCGCAGGACUGGUGGCGUGUUCUGCUGGUGGUGCUGGCGCUCCUGCUGACCCUGGAGGAGGUGUUCAGGGAGAUCCAGGACAUUGUGUUGUCGAGGAGGAAGCUCCACCUGCGACGGAGGUGGGUGGAGCAGCGUUUCCAGGACGACCUGCGCUGCUCACAUCCCAUGUGGCCUCAGGAGAGACAGUAUCUUCUGAAUCAGACCAGCAGGAUCUGCAGGAUGAAGGGCAACUACAGCCGGGACUGCUGGAAUGUCUUUGAUUGGCUGGUCUACUCUCUGCUGACGGCUUCCUUCUGCGCUCACUUGGCCGACGUGUUGCAGCCGUCCGUCUUCCUGUACACGCUCAGUCUGCGCCUCUUCUCCAUGUCCAUCAUCUUCCUCUGGCUGCGACUCAUGAAGCAUGUCCGAGCCUUCAGGUUGAUGGGGCCCUUCAUCGUCAUGCUGGGGAACAUUGUCGGGGAUGUGAUGUGCUUCCUGUUCCUGUAUGCUGAGAUCUUCAUCCCCUACGCCUGCAGCUUCUGGAUCAUAUUCGGAGGAACGUCCUCCGUUCCCAGCAUGCAGUCUGUUUCAGGUCUACUCUACAGCCUUUACCGGAUCACUCUGGUGGACGAGUACGAGUAUGCUGCCAUGGUAACUGUGGACAACAUCAUGGCUCCUCUACUGUGUGGAACAUUCCUGGCAGCGUCCUCCAUCUUGUGUAUCAACCUCCUGAUUGCACUACUAACUGACACCUUCCAGAGGGUGCAUGAUAAUUCCCAGGCUAACGCCGUGAUGCAGCAGGCCGCUGUCAUCCUGCAGGUGGAAGACUCCAUGCCCCGCCUCCAUCAUUUCUAUGACAACCAGUACAUCUCCAAGCACUGCUCUCCACUGGGCGAGGCCUGCGAUAACAUCUCAGUGAGCUCCUGUUACCACCAUGAGUUUGCACAUGUCACAGGACAGGUUAUGGAGACUCUGGACCAGUUCCUGGUCCUUCAGAGGGACGUGGAGGCAGCCAGCAGUUCAAGAUUCCCAACAGAACAACACCAGCAAAACCAACAGCUUCAUGAGCUUCAAGACCUCCCCAUCCAAGAGUCUCAAAUGCCUCAGAAACAGAAGCUUCAGGGACCAAAAAAGCAUCGCAACCAGGGCCAGGAGAGCCUAGAAAGACAGAACCAGCAGGUUCAAGAUCCCAAGAACCUGCAACAGGAGCUCCAGGCCGUUCAGGCAGAGCUGAAGGAGCUUCGAUCUUUGGUCCAGCAGCUGGUCCAGAUCAGGAAUGACUAAUUUGAUACCAGCUUGAACCUGGUAUCUAGUCUAUGACCUGAUGAGCCACGAAGGUCCAUGUGGACUUAUUGACUCAAAUGUUCUUGAUUUCAAAUGACCAAUAUAGACUGAAUGAAGACAAUGCCACAUGAUGAAUUUUGAAGUUUGACUUAUGAGGUAAUACUUAAGUUAAAGAAUUACCUUAUUCAGUCCCCUAUUAGCGACUGAAUAGGGGAAUCAUUUAUUGACGCGCCAGCUGAUCAAAACUUAAAUCCAAGCUGCAGUUAAGAUGAUUUUAUUUUCCUCAAUAUCAUCAAAAAUCCAAGGCAGAACAUCAGUGGAUAGCAGACAUUCAUGUCCAAAAGCAGCAUUAAAUAAAAUACAACUGACUUCCUGUUGGAAGUGGGCGGGGAUAAGAUGAUGUCAUCAAUUGAACAUGACAUUGCGAUCAGGACUGCUCUGUAGGAAGACACAGGAAGUCUGAUGCAGCUGUGAUGUAGCAUUUGGAAUUUAUUGAUCCUUGAUGUUUCGUGGCAAAUAGUCAAAGUUUGACACAUAGCCACGCCCACAUGCUUUGAUGUACGAGAAUUCCUUUGACAACUUUCAACCUUUGAUGUCUCAAGUGUGUGCUGAGUGAUUUUGAAGUCUGUAUCUGAAACACUGUAGAAGAAGUUCGAUCAGAUGUGACGUCUAUAAUAAAGAAAAUAACAGGUUUUA
This is a messenger RNA of Gambusia affinis (western mosquitofish), 4411 nucleotides long. Its product is annotated as transient receptor potential channel pyrexia. Bases 1328 to 3715 code for a protein of 795 amino acids. Gene Ontology annotation, biological process: calcium ion import across plasma membrane. Gene Ontology annotation, cellular component: membrane. The transcript is spliced from 22 exons. Lineage: Eukaryota; Metazoa; Chordata; Actinopteri; Cyprinodontiformes; Poeciliidae. Gene Ontology annotation, molecular function: protein binding; calcium channel activity. The record is from RefSeq and is a predicted model, not a curated record.